Messenger RNA from Emiliania huxleyi CCMP1516, 843 nucleotides. RefSeq lists its product as hypothetical. Gene Ontology annotation, cellular component: cytoplasm; nucleus. Gene Ontology annotation, molecular function: protein binding. The record is from RefSeq and is a predicted model, not a curated record. The coding region runs from base 1 to 843 and encodes 280 amino acids. The transcript is spliced from 7 exons. Lineage: Eukaryota; Haptophyta; Isochrysidales; Noelaerhabdaceae.
AUGACGACCUCUUGCUCGAGCUGGCUGCUUGCCCUGGCCUCGCUCGCCACUGUCUCCGCCCUGCAGCCGAUCCUUCGGCUGCCGCACGCCCCUGCCGCGACGCGCGCGCGUCCCGCUUUGCUCCGCGACGAGGCCGACGACGUCAGCGUCGUCGUCAAGCCGCCCGAGCCCGAGACCAAAAUUGCAAUCCGCGUCAAGAAGCCGGGCGAAGGAGCGGCGCCGGCGGCGCCGGAAAUCGUUGCCGACGAUGCGACCGUGUCCAUCAAGGUGAACGCGGUGAAGAAGCCUGCUGCGCCUGCGCCGGAGCCCGCCGGCCCGCCGAUACCGAAGCGCUCGCCCGAGGAGGAGGCGCUCUUCGAGGCGACGCAGAACGCCAACUGCACGCAGCUGCUGGACGCGCUCCUCGCCGGAGCGAACCCGAACCUCCGCGACCCCAACGGGCGGACCGGCCUCCACUUCAUGUGCGGCAUCGGCCUCGCCCCCGCUUGCGUGCUGCUCAUCCACUUUGGGGCCGACGUCGACGCGAGGGACAACGCGGGCCUCGCGCCGGUGCACAUGGCGGCGGGCUACGCCAACGCGCAGUGCUUGCGCGUCCUCAUCGCGGCCGGAGCAGACCACACAGCGGUCGGGGACCAGGGCGCCUCGUGCGCACGCCUCUCGACGUGGUGGAGCGGCUCGGUGCGAGCUCGAGACAGCGAGUACCAGCUCGACCAGUUCCUGGAGCGGAGCGGCGUGGAGAAGUUCACAAAGAAGAAGGACGAGAAGCUCGAGAAGCUCAAGGUGCGGGAGGAGGAGGCGUGGGACGACCUCAUCGCAGACGUGCUCAAGCUGUGCGCGGUCUAG